GGGAAAAAUCCCGUUGCGAAAUCAAGCACGUAUGUUGUCAUUUUCGCAACGACCCGUUGUUAUAUUUUUCAACAACGGCUGUUGGUGAAUUGUGCACGAACGUGCUCAAAUUGACACCGAGACGUGGUCAACUUUCGGUACCAACAACAGCCGUGCUUAAUUUGUCCACCGAUGUGCUCAAAAUGACAACUUUGCGUUUUUAAUAUUGGUAAUUGCAGCCGAUUACACACGAGUAAAAAAUGACAACGGUGGUGCAUGAUUCACACACUGUCGUUGUCAAUAUGACACCGGUCGUGUAUGAAUUAUGCACCACCACCUGCAUAAUGAUGCACCACCGUUGUUACUUUGUACACCGACGUGCAUGAAUCGUACACGAUCGUUGCCAUUUUAGCAACUACCGUGUAUGAAUCAUGCACCACCGUUGUCAUUUUUUUUACUCGUGUGCAAUCGGCUGCAUAUUUACCAUUUUUUCCGUGUUAUUGAAAGAGAAAGGACGCAUUGUGCAAAAAAUUUAUUGAAAAUGAAUAAUAAUUCGCAAGAUCCUCAAAAUAUCAUUGGUGAGUUGUUAGAAAUCGAUGGCAAUAUUGUUGUGGUUCGCGAUACAAACCAUUGCAGCAGUCAAGAUGCGGAAAACAAUGAGGACGAUUAUAUGUUAAGGGAGUUCUUAAAAGGAAUAAAUAUGGAGUCGCUUUUUGAACAAUUAAAAGCAUCACAUGUAACAUUUCGCAGUUUGCAGUACUUGAAAAAAGAAGAUUUAAAGGAAGCAGUGCCACCAUUGGGACUGCGAGUUGAAUUCAGAGAAAAGCUCUUUGCUUGGAAAAAACGAAAGCUCGGGAUUGAUGACGAAACUAUGUCAGUUCCAUCUAAAAUAGGUGAAUGGUGGAAACGCAACGAGACACCUGCAAGUACUCCUGGUACUCCCGACACUACAGGUUCGAACUGCUCAAAAGCCAAAGGAAUUUUGUCAGAGGAUCUAACGGAAUUGUUAACACAUACCUCGAAGGGGAAACUGGCGCUUGAAUGUAGUAGCGUUAAUAAGAAAUUAAGUGACGAGCAAAGAGAUGAUAUGAAGGGUUCACAGCUAUACCGAACUAAGUCAUAAAAACAUAAUUCGAAGAUAUUUAGAGGUAAAGUAAAUGCACUGUCAUUAAUUUCUAGAAGGAAUAUUUCAGUCUACUAAAAGAAAAUGUAAAAGUCUAUAUUCAAAAUUAACUAAUGAUAUAAAUUUAAAAACAAAAAUAUAUAAAUAUAUUACUUAAAAAAUAUUUAAAAACAAAAAAAUCUACUUUGGUUCAUUAUUAUUCUGAAUAAAAUUUGAAUGUUUCAUAGCUAAAGCGAACCAAGUCAACAAAAUAUAAUAAAGUGUUCGCUAUAUGACUAAAUAUAGUUGAUGUUCCGCUUGUAAUAAGCAACUGAUGUCGAUAGCUUUGGAAAAGGCAAUGCUUUUUUAAGGUCGAAAGUACAGAUAUAGUGUUCAUCAGAUGGUACUUCUGUAUUCAGUGAGUCUCGAGCUAGCUGUGCUGCUUUUAAAUGAAGUUCCUGUUGCCAAAUUAAAUUUGUAGUUUCUUCUCCAUCGAAUUUUAUUCUUAUGUCAAGUCCAUCACAAAUUCGACAGGUAUCCUUAUUCGGAGACUUAAAAUGUAAAUAGAAUUUCGUGCUGAAUACUUUAUAAUAAAAAUACAUUUUAUUUUGCAUAAUCUGCAAGUUUCCAAAAUGACUUCUCUGUCAGAUUCAUUCACCUGGCUGUUACAUUUUAUUUUGCAUCCACAAUCAUAAUUAGGUAUAAACGUUUUUGCGGAAAUCGUAAGACCCUUCUGAUUUGUGUAUGCUUUUCCACUGUUGCAGCGAAGCUUACGCACAUUGUGCUUCCACUUUGCCGGGAUUAUUCAUCUUUUCAAAACGAUUAUACUUUUAAAAAUUAUAAAAAUAGCGAAUAUAGGGAGUUACCGUAAUAUGGGGUCUAUACGAAAACGCACAGGCAAGUUUUGUCAUAGUCCAUUACAAUAUUUAAAUGGGAAACUGGAAAACAUCCGUUAAAUAAUAUCGCAAAAACAUCAAAUUUCUGAAUACGAAAGUCACCAAAAUACCGAUCAUUUUCAAUACCAAACGCCCUGUAGACCAAACACACAUCUGAGUAAAAUUUUAUCAACCUACCUCAAUUGGCUCGGAAGCUAGAGUGAUUUCCACCGAUUGAUGGACAUCGCAAAACCGACAUUGAAUUUUAUGCUGAUCAAGAAUAUAUAUACUUUGUAGAGUCUAAAAUUUAUAUUUCGUGGUGUUACAAACGGAAUGACAAACUCAAUAUGCCCUCCAUACUAUACCCUCCACGUACUAUGGCUGAGGGUAUACAUACCUUUUAACUAGUUUUUAUACCCUACACCACAAGGGUAUUAUGUCUUUGUGCAUUUGUUUCUAACAGGUAAAAGGAAACGAAAUAGACCCAUAGUUCCUUUUGAUGAUCUGCAUAGAAUCACAUUCUGAGUCGAUUUAUGCAUGUGCGUCCGUCCGUCUGUCCAUGUAUUUUUGUAAACAAAGUACAGUUCGCAUUUAUUGCCCUAUCCAGAUGAAAUUUUGCACAAAUCAUUUGUUUGGCCCAAGGACGAACCCUAUUGAAAUCGGUCAACAUUUAGAUAUUGCUGCCAUAUAUUUCUUCGUCCGAUUUGCCUUUUAUUGUGCACCAAACGUGUAAUAUCAGCCCGAAUAGUAUGGAAUUUUGCACGUACGAUUAGAUUGGACCUGAAAAUAAGUAUGCCAAAUUUGAUCGAAAUCGGUUCAGAUAUAGCUAUAGCUCCCAUAUAUAUUGUUCAUCCGAUUUGUUAUUUUUGUUCUCCGCAGACGUAAUAUGCACUCUGUAACAACAAUGUUUGGGGAAAUAUAUCAAAUACAGCUCAGAAAUACAUUUGCUAAAUUUUAUCGACAUCGGUUCAGAUUUGGAUAUAGGUCCCAUAUAUAACUUCGUCCGAUUUAUCUUUUAUUUUGCACCAAACGUCAAAUAUUUCUCCAAAUUGGAUGAAAUUUCGCACUUACGACCGAAUUAAGUCUAAAAGCUGGUGUGUCAAAUUUGGUGAAGAUCGGUUAGAUAUUGCUAUAGCUCCCAUAUAUAUUUUUAAUCCGGUUUGUUAUUUUUGUCCUCCGCAGCCGUAAUAUGCACUCUGUAACAACAAUAUUUGGGGAAAUAUAUCAAAUACAGCUCAGAAAUAUAUUAUUAUAUAUGGAUAUAGCUCCCAUAUACUUUUAUCCGAUUUCAAAUUAAUUGUGCAAAUGGGCAAUACAAGUCCGAAUUUAAAAGAUGCAAAUGCUUCGGAAUAUUUAGUCCUUUGAACCUUAAAUU
Molecule: messenger RNA, 3331 nt
Organism: Musca domestica (house fly)
Lineage: Eukaryota; Metazoa; Arthropoda; Insecta; Diptera; Muscidae
Exons: 4
Coding region: 404-1102 (232 amino acids)
Source: RefSeq, a predicted model, not a curated record